AUGAGCUUAUCCUACAUGCGUCUUAUGGAUUUAGGUAACAAUUUACCUGGCUUAAUCAUAAUUAUUAAUUUGGAGCAUAAAGCGGCUGAAAGCCAACACUUAGCGGGAGGUGGCACAAGACUGGAGGAAGAGGAAGGCGAGUCCCAGACUUAUUUGGUCACAGCACCAGCUGAUUGCCUCCAAAUGGUAGUGUAUGGAGAAGAAUGGGCAACAAACUCUUUCUAA
Pieris macdunnoughi is the source of this 225-nucleotide messenger RNA. The record is from the annotation of a GenBank genome assembly. Lineage: Eukaryota; Metazoa; Arthropoda; Insecta; Lepidoptera; Pieridae.